UGUUGUUGCGCCUGGAGAAUAUCAAAAUAAAAGCCACCACUGCGUUAUUCUAAAGUAUAUCAUGCGUAUUUCCGUCAGCGCAGUUGCACUCCUUCUCGCUAGGGGGAGGUAGAUGAAAGCCGGGAGCGCGCUGGGUACCUGGGUAAUCGAGGAAACUCAAGAGAUUCCUCUCCGUAGCUAACGGUAGCUAGCCCCGGCUGCUAAUCUUCUGGACAACGCAGUUGUGGUUGUGUUUAUUGGCCGUUUCAAUGUCCACGUCUUUUGUCCUUCGUACUAAAGGGAUUUUCUAACGCGCCGUCAGUGACAAAAGUGAGGCAGACCCCGACGGACACGUUUAAAUACGCUGGAUGUUCGGUCACUCUUGCUUUCACCCAGGAUGGUAGCCCAUAAGCAAGCCAGCUAGCUAGUUAGCUGGCUAGCCAACCUGCUAAAAUAGCCAAAUAGCAGCACAGUCCGGAUGCUCUGAACAGCAACGCAGCGGGUUUUUUGGGGUGUUUCAAGUCGGCCUCGCAUGAUGUCAAACAACCGGCCGCAGCAAAGCGCCGGCGGGGCGGGUUCAGUGCCCAGCACAAGCAACGUUAGCGGCGGCAUCAGCGGCGCAGGAGGCAACGGGAACACGAACGGUGGCGGUGGGAGCAACUCAGUCACAAGUAAUGGCAACAAUUCUGGAAAUGUUGUGCCCUCCCGGACCAUGGUAGGAGCCAGCGAUGCCGGCUUGUCGGUGCCAACGUUGGCCGCCGUGCCGUCGUCCCGGGGCGGCUUUGCGUCUCUGAGCAGACCCGUCGCGACCUCGGGCAGCAGAAAGAAAUCCCUCCACCAAGCACCCCUCUACAACGGCCUGUUGAAUUCAUACGAAGAUAAAAGCAACGAUUUCGUCUGUCCUAUUUGCUUCGAAAUGAUAGAAGAGGCACACAUGACAAAGUGCGGGCACAGUUUUUGUUUCAAGUGUAUCCGCCAGAGUCUGGAGGACAGCAACAGGUGUCCAAAGUGCAACUACAUCGUCGAUAAUGUGGAUCAGCUCUACCCGAACUUUCUCGUAAAUGAACUGAUCCUUAAACAGAAACAAAGGUCGGAGGAGAAGAGACUAAAAUUGGAUCAUCCUAAUGGGUCGAGGUGGCAGGUGUUCCAGGACGUGUUGAGUCCCGACCAGGAGAACUUGGACCUGGCUAAUGUCAAUCUGAUGCUGGAGCUCCUGGUCCAGAAGAAGAAGCAGCUGGAGGCGGAAUCCCAAGCAGCUCAGAGGCAGAUCCUCAUGGAGUUCCUAAAAGAAGCCAGGAGAAACAAGAGAGAGCAACUGGAGCAGCUGCAGAAAGAGCUCAGCUUUCUUGAAGAGGACAUUAAGCGUGUUGAGGAGAUGAGCGGGCUGUACUGUCCCAUGAUGGAGGCCGAGUGUACGGUGCCUAACGUCGAGGCUCCAUCACCAGCACCCAGCUGCAGCAGUAUUAUGGAGCCACCAGACUACAGCCAGCCUCCAGGAUUUGGUGGAACAACCCAGGGCAAAAGACAGACUUGGUACAACAGCACCCUGGCGUCGAGGAGGAAGAGGCUGACGGCUCAUUUUGAGGAUCUGGAGCAGUGCUACUUCUCCAACAAAAUGUCCCGCAUUACAGACGAAGGCAGGAACCUGAACCAGCUGGAUGACUUCAUGGAGUGUCUGUCCAAGUUUACCCGUUACAACUCUGUGCGGCCGCUUGCCACCCUCUCGUACGCCAGUGACCUCUACAACGGCUCUAGUAUUGUCUCCAGUAUUGAGUUUGACCGUGACUGUGACUACUUCGCCAUCGCCGGUGUGACCAAGAAGAUCAAGGUGUUUGAGUACGGCACCGUGAUCCAGGAUGCCGUGGACAUCCACUACCCUGUAAAUGAAAUGACCUGCAAUUCCAAAAUCAGCUGUAUCAGCUGGAGCAGCUACCACAAGAACCUUCUGGCCAGCAGUGACUACGAGGGUACUGUCAUCCUGUGGGAUGGGUUCACCGGCCAGAGGUCCAAAGUCUACCAGGAACAUGAAAAAAGGUGUUGGAGUGUUGACUUCAACCUAAUGGACCCCAAGCUGUUAGCCUCCGGUUCUGAUGAUGCGAAAGUGAAGCUAUGGUCAACAAAUCUUGACAACUCGGUGGCCAGCAUCGAGGCCAAGGCCAAUGUCUGCUGUGUGAAAUUCAGCCCAACCUCCAGGUAUCAUCUGGCCUUUGGCUGUGCAGACCACUGUGUCCACUACUAUGAUCUACGCAACACUAAGCAGCCCAUCAUGGUAUUCAAAGGCCACAGGAAGGCUGUGUCCUACGCCAAGUUUGUCAACGGAGACGAAAUUGUUUCUGCUUCCACGGACAGUCAGCUGAAGUUGUGGAACGUCAACAAACCUCAUUGCCUGCGCUCCUUCAAGGGUCACAUCAAUGAGAAGAACUUUGUGGGCCUGGCUUCCAACGGAGACUAUGUUGCCUGUGGCAGUGAAAACAACUCCCUGUACCUAUACUACAAAGGGCUGUCAAAGACGCUGUUGACAUUCAAGUUCGACACAGUUAAGAGUGUCCUGGACAAAGACAAGAAGGAAGACGACACCAACGAGUUUGUCAGCGCUGUCUGCUGGAGAGCCCUGCCCGAUGGAGAGUCAAAUGUCCUGAUUGCUGCAAACAGUCAAGGAACAAUUAAGGUUCUUGAACUGGUCUGAAGGCCCCGCCAUGUCUUCAGUGUGUGAUAUAACGUCCAUCAGCCUCUCUUUAUCUGGUAGAGGAUCAGUCUGAUGCAGAGAGGAGUCCAGGCCGCCCCGCUGAAACCAGGAUACCCGACGACAGCGGGAGAGCUCAAAUGAACUGAACCACCGUCUCACUUUUAAUGAGCCGCAGCAGAAAAGACUUUGGACCAGUACAUCAGUAUAGCAGGAGAAGAUGUGUUGUCAAUUAACAGCAAAAGAAACGGGGACCUAGCUUGGGCACACAAUGGAACAAGAGACUUUAGCAAGCUUUUUUGUUGUUGUUUCUUUACUGUAAAAUUAUAUCGGCUGCAAUAGAAACGCCUCGUUAUGAUUUUAGGUCAAAUCAAAACUUGUACCUUUUUUUUUCUUUUAAUUAAGCUGUUGCUCUCAAGGGUACAUCCAGCCAAACGCUACCAGUGUGAUGCAUUUUCUUACUUUUAAAGGCCAAUGCACAAGACACAAUCACAAGGGAAAAUCAUGACUUUUAAACCGCCCACCCCCUCCCAACACACACACACACACACACCUACAUAAAUCUUUUGUCAACCGACUGUUCUCCCUCUUUACAUGUAGUUUUUUUGUGUUUUUCAGAUUGGGAGAAACCAGUUUUAAUAAAUAUGACUUGAAUUUCAUUCUGUCGAGCCUAUCGUCGGUUCCUUCUCUGGCUUAAGUGUAGAAUGUGAGGUAUUGAACGGAGGACGACCAGUGGAUCAUGGACAUCUAUUCUCAUGUAGCUUAAGGCAUUGAUCUGCAAUGCUGCAUCAAACUGGAUUAUUUUUCCAUUUACGCAAGCUGUUUGUUGAAAGACGAGAACCUCACCGAAUCAAGAUAUAGUUCUCUUUUAAAGUAGCAACUGAAUUAGUCUUCACAUAACUGGAGGUUAAAACAUCUUGACGCAGGCCUCUGUGGAGGGGUGAUCCCUGUUGACAACAUUGUCACGAAGAGGAUUUUGGUCAACACCGCCAAGACCUACCUAUUUUAUGAUAACUGAGUGAGAGAGGUGUUUUGUAUUUGUAUAACUGAAUAAAUUAUUUCGAAACAAUUUGGUCCCGUUUGUUCUUUUUUUUAAUGAAUUUAUUUUUAAUAUUUUUGGCAUUUCAAACAUUCUCUUGACCGCCCAUA
Messenger RNA from Anoplopoma fimbria (sablefish), 3811 nucleotides. It is a transcript of the gene cop1, whose product is annotated as COP1 E3 ubiquitin ligase. The record is from RefSeq and is a predicted model, not a curated record. NCBI's taxonomy places the organism in Eukaryota, Metazoa, Chordata, Actinopteri, Perciformes, Anoplopomatidae. Gene Ontology annotation, biological process: proteasome-mediated ubiquitin-dependent protein catabolic process. Gene Ontology annotation, molecular function: protein binding; ubiquitin protein ligase activity. The transcript is spliced from 20 exons. The coding region runs from base 512 to 2665 and encodes 717 amino acids.